AUGGGCUACAUUCAGGUGGAGAAAAUUGUAGAUGUUUUAAUUGACCCAUUGAGACAUAGUUUAAGAGAUAGAGAUCCUUAUGUUCGUAAGACAGCUGCUACUUGCGUUGCUAAGCUAUACAUGUAUGAUCGAGUUCUUAUAGAAAGUGAACAUUUUGUAGACAUGUUGAGAGAUUUACUAUCUGAUCCUAAUCCAACUGUUGUUGCUAAUGCUGUUGCUGCAUUGACCGAAAUUUCAGAGCGUUCAGAUAAUAUUCAACUAAGAUUAAAUCAUUCAAUUGCCAGCAAGUUGGUUUCUGCUUUAAAUGAAUGUUCAGAAUGGGGUCAAACAUACAUUUUGGAAGCUUUGAUGUAUUAUGUACCUCAAGAAACAGAGGAUGCAGAAAUGCUUGCUGAACGUAUUUCUCCUCGUUUACAGCAUGCUAACUCUGCAGUUGUCUUGACAGCAACGAAAGUUAUAAUGUAUCUUAUGAAUUAUAUAAAAAAUGAAGAAGAAAUUAGUCAAUUAUGCCGAAAACUAGGUCCACCUUUAGUUACUUUACUUGCAUCAGGAUAUGAAGUUCAAUAUGUUGCUUUACGUAAUAUUCACCUUAUUAUUCAAAGAAGACCUGAAAUUUUAAAGAACGAUAUUAAGGUGUUCUUUUGUAAAUAUGAUGAUCCUAUUUGUGUUAAGUUGGGUAAAUUAGAAAUUAUCUUUAGACUGGCCAAUGUUGGAAACGUUGAUAUAGUUUUGAAUGAACUAAAGGAAUACGCUGCUGAAGUGGAUGUUGAUUUUGUUAGAAAAUCAGUCAGAGCCAUUGGUAGAUUAGCUGUUAAGAUUGAGUCGGCAGCUAAUAAAUGCAUUUCAGCAUUGUUGGAGCUUAUUCAAACUAAAGUCAACUAUGUUGUUCAGGAAGCAAUUAUUGUUAUUAGAGAUAUUUUUAGGAAAUAUCCAAAUCAGUAUGAGAGUAUUAUUUCCACUUUAUGUGAAAAUUUGGAUGAUUUGAAUGAACCAGAAGCUAAGGCUUCAAUGAUUUGGAUCAUUGGUCAAUAUGCUGACAGAAUUGAAAAUGCUGAUCAAUUAUUAGAUGACUUUUUAUAUACUUUCUUAGAAGAACCUUAUGAAGUUCAACUAGCGUUAUUAACAGCUACAGUAAAAUUAUUUGUACAGAGACCUACAGCUGGUCAAGAAUUAGUGCCUAAGGUGCUCAAAUGGGCCACAGAGGAAGUAGAUAAUCCUGAUUUACGUGAUCGAGGUUAUAUUUAUUGGCGUUUACUUUCAACUGAUCCUGCUGUUGCCAAAGCUGUAGUCUUAUCUGAUAAGCCUGCGAUUACAACAGAAAGUGAUAAUUUAGAUCCUAAUUUCCUUGAUGAACUUUUGUUACAUAUCGGUUCAUUAUCCUCUAUUUAUCACAAGAGUCCUACUUCCUUUAUUAAUCGUUAUAAGCCUCGUUAUUUGUUACCCUCACCUGCUCUUCAGUCAAGAAAUGAACUUCAACAACCAUCUUUCGCUAAACAACAAUUGCAGGAAACCUUUCAGCAGCCUUCCUUCCAACAAUUGCAACCGUCAUUAUCACAGCAACAACCAAGUAUAGCAGCAACUCCAUUUAAUGAUUGGAGUUAUAAUGCAGCCACAAAUAAUAAUAGAGUCGUAUCUAUUCAAAGUAGUAAUCCAUAUUCUAUGGACUUGUUACAAUAA
Messenger RNA from Cokeromyces recurvatus, 1677 nucleotides. Its product is annotated as adaptin N terminal region-domain-containing protein. The transcript is spliced from 6 exons. Gene Ontology annotation, molecular function: clathrin binding. The coding region runs from base 1 to 1677 and encodes 558 amino acids. Gene Ontology annotation, biological process: intracellular protein transport; vesicle-mediated transport. NCBI's taxonomy places the organism in Eukaryota, Fungi, Mucoromycota, Mucoromycetes, Mucorales, Mucoraceae. Gene Ontology annotation, cellular component: membrane coat. The record is from RefSeq and is a predicted model, not a curated record.